Molecule: messenger RNA, 1500 nt
Organism: Syzygium oleosum
Lineage: Eukaryota; Viridiplantae; Streptophyta; Magnoliopsida; Myrtales; Myrtaceae
Product: probable receptor-like protein kinase At1g49730
Exons: 7
Coding region: 248-1156 (302 amino acids)
Biological process (GO): protein phosphorylation
Cellular component (GO): plasma membrane
Molecular function (GO): protein tyrosine kinase activity; ATP binding
Source: RefSeq, a predicted model, not a curated record
UACUUUUUACCGAACUCGCACUCUCGCUCGCCGGCUCGCGCUCGAUCGCUGGCUCUCGCAGCCGCGCACGACAGCGAGAGGAGGUGAAAAAGAGAGUAGGCGAGACGACAAUGCCGUUUUGAUUAAAGCGAAACCGAAGAGGCGACGCAAUGAGAGAAGAAGCUUCGCUGCCACUUGUACUACUGUCGUUCCAGCUUUUGCGCUCUCCCGUCUUCUUCCCCCGGAAGCGAGAAUUCGCAGAGGAUCCAUGGCGGCCGCGGCCGGUACGGAUCGCUUGAUCCGUAAGAUCCACGGCUGCUUCCGUCCCGCUCCUCCUCCUCCAGGUCCAGUUUCUUUUGUGAGGCACUUCUCAUAUAAGGACAUAAAGAAGGCAACGAACAGUUUUUGCAGGAUCAUCUAUAGCGAUACUCAUGGGGCUGCUUACAGAGCCAACUUCGAUGAUGCUGGGCUUGCUUUGGUGAAAGAGGUUAAGGAAUUUGAUCAGAGUAAAGAAGUCUUCUACAGAGAAGUGCAGCUCUUAGGCCGUUUGCAUCACCGCCACCUCCUUGCACUUAGAGGGUUCUCUAUGGAGAAAAAAUGUUUGUUAGUGUUUGACAAUGUUGAGAACGGAAGCUUGAAGGACCAUCUCAAUGAUCCUCUUAGGACUCCUUUGAAUUGGAGAACGAGACUACAGAUAGCCAAUGGUGUAGCAGCUGCAUUGGAAUAUUUGCUUAUCUUCAAUGAACCCCCAGUAUAUCAUGUAUCUGUCAACUCAAGCAGUAUCAUGUUGGAUGAGAACUUCAUUGCCAAGCUAUCCGAUGUUGGUUUUCUUGGUUCUUCUGGGAAUCACACAGGACCUGCUGAUCCAAAAGAUUGUAUCGAGGCAGAAUGCAGAAACAUUAUUUUCCAGCUCGGCGUGCUGAUCCUGGAGCUCAUCACUGGGCAAUCGUCAGAAAAGGAAGGCGCCGAUCUGAUCCAGUGGGUUCAAGAAUAUCAUUUGGGUAGCUCCAUCUAUAAGCUGAUAGACCCAGAUCUUGGAAAUGACUAUGAUUCAAGGGAGCUAAGAAAUCUCCUGGACGUAGCCAGACUAUGUAUUAAAUCAAGGGAAAAGCCCGUCUUGUCGGCUGCAAGAUUGUUUCGGUAUCUCCAGAAGAAGAUAGAUACUCCAAUCGGUUAAUUCUUGAAGCCAUUCGUUGAUACUAUUUCGUUGGCUGUGUAAAUUCAUGCCUAUCAUCUCUAGCUGUAUCUUCUCUUCUCUCUUUUUUUCCCCUUAAUUUUUUUUAUUUUAUUUUAGAAUCAGAUGAUGGUAAAACACAUGCGAGGGUAUAGUGCUGGGUGUGUUACGCAGGUUAUAGCAGAUAAUGAAGGGCUCUAGCGUUUGAUAAGAGGCUUCGAAACGCCAAGACCCAAAAUGAAAUAUGGAGUCAUAUGCGAUUUGCUAUUCACCGUUUCUAUAAUAUUAAAACACAAGGAAAUCGUUCACUUUUACAGUACUGAAAAAUAAUGUUUUUUAUGACUCCA